UUCUCUGUGCUGUAUUUGGGCAGGUGACACAGGGCACACAUACAACGAUCCUACUAUGUAGGUUAUGUUCUAUCAUACUUUCCAUCAAUGCUUGACAGAUUGUAUUAAUAGUUGUGCCACUCGCUAUGUGGACAAACUGCAAUCUCAACAUUUCUUAGCUCCGGUGAAUAUAUCCACGCCUUGCUGACAUUUAGACUUUGAAAACGCCAUUCAUUUCCUAGUUAUUUAAAAUAGUGUAACAUACUGAGAACCAACAGCAGCUCAAUUCAGCCUCACAUAGGAAUUGUGGGGAAAUCGCUCACAAGUUGAGAAAAAAAGCAAAAAAGAAAGAGCACACCUUUCCCCGCAAUGGCAGAACACGGGGAGGCAUGUGAAGCAGCGGAAGCCACUUCCUACUGCAUGAAUGGCGGAACAUGCUACAGAAUUCCCUCCAUGUCCACACUCGCCUGUGUGUGUAACAGCGGUUUCAAGGGCAGCAGAUGUGAGGAAUUACAGCUGUUAAGCAGAUCCCAGACCAAUGAGAAUGGAGGUCUGAUUGCAGCGGUGGUAAUCGUCGUCUUUCUCAUCCUCGUGCUUCUGAUUAUCAUUAUCUACUACGCCUACAAAAUGUGGAGGAAGAGUCAUGAGAACAGCAGCAGAACAACAGAGUAUGGAAGAGUGAAGCCCAUUCAGUGAGGAAGACCUCUGGGGAAAACAUUUUAGUUUGUGCCUGGCUUGAACUUUAAUUCGGAGAAAGCUGCAAAUACAGUUACGAAUUUAAGGGAUUAUUAGUAUUUGCAAAUAGCUUCUCCCUUGUGCCUCUGCUGCUCCUCACGUGCACACAUGCAGACACUCUUACCUGUGACCCAGUUGUCACAUUCCACCCCACUGACUCUCUGCUGCCUUUGCCUGCUCUAGUAUUGUUGAGCCCAAGAGGUGACCACCACAAACUGAUGUCUAUUCUUGUGUGUACCCUCUUUCGACGAGAAUCAAACACCACAACAAGGUUCUGUAAUAUUUCCAUCCAUCCAUUAUCAGAUGUGCAAAGGUUUACCCUAAUAGUGAAUAUUGUCUUAAUGUAAGCACCAACAGUAACCUUUUUUUGUCAUGAUUUGGAAAAAUACUACUAAUAUGCAAUUUUUUUAUCACAAAGGAAAAUACGUAAAAUCAGUGAAAUUCACAUAAAUAUUCUUUCAUGGUAUAAAUAGGUCUGACUACCAACAUUUUAGAAGUCAGUUUAGCAGUUUGCAUUGUACAUACAGGCUUCUGUCGCAUGAGUGUAAUUCCUGAAAAUCUGCUCAUAAGGUGAAUUCUCAAGAAACAAUUACUGGUCAAAUGGCAAACAUAAAUGAAUUCCUAAAAAAUAAAAGCUGAUCUACUUUUCACCAGACCUGUAAAAUUCCUGCCGUACCUGUUAAACAUAGGGACACUGUAAUUCAAAACAGCCUCUGCUCUGCUUUUUGUGAAAUAUAAUAUGCAAUAAAUGA
Messenger RNA from Scleropages formosus (Asian bonytongue), 1466 nucleotides. RefSeq names its product neuregulin 4 (gene nrg4). Gene Ontology annotation, biological process: positive regulation of cell population proliferation; positive regulation of mitotic nuclear division; epidermal growth factor receptor signaling pathway. The transcript is spliced from 5 exons. The record is from RefSeq and is a predicted model, not a curated record. NCBI's taxonomy places the organism in Eukaryota, Metazoa, Chordata, Actinopteri, Osteoglossiformes, Osteoglossidae. The coding region runs from base 349 to 675 and encodes 108 amino acids. Gene Ontology annotation, molecular function: growth factor activity; epidermal growth factor receptor binding.